AUGACGUUUUCCCGGGAAAUACUGGUUCUUCUGUUGAUCUUGACUAGUUUCCUUGAUGCUGAAGCUACGACAACCCCGUCUGAACCAACUACUUCAGAUUACCAACAUUCAACAGAAACAUCAACAUUUCCAACAACUUCAACAACGUCCUCAAAUGAUACAUCGCCAUCUUCAACCAAUGCGAUGUCAUCAACAGCGGAUACAACACCGUCUUCAUCAACUCCGUGGACGUCUUCAACAGAAACACAACCGUCUUCAACCAAUGCGAUGUCAUCAACAGCUGAUACAACACCAACUUCAUCAACUCCUUGGUCGUCUUCAACAGGAACACAACCGUCUUCAACCAAUGUGAUGUCAUCAUCAGCUGAUACAGCACCGUCUUCAUCAACUCCGUGGACGUCUUCAACAGAAACACAACCGUCUUCAACCAAUGUGAUAUCAUCAACAGCGGAUACAACACCGUCUUCAUCAACACCUUGGUCGUCUUCAACAGAAACACAACCGUCUUCAACCAAUGUAAUGUCAUCAACAGCGGAUACAACACCGUCUUCAUCAACUCCUUGGUCGUCUUCCUUAGGAACACAACCGUCCUCAACCAAUGCGAUGUCAUCAACAUCGGAUACAACACCGUCUUCAUCAACUCCUUGGUCGUCUUCCUUAGGAACACAACCGUCCUCAACCAAUGCGAUGUCAUCAACAUCGGAUACAACACCGUCUUCAUCAACUCCUUGGUCGUCUUCCUUAGGAACACAACCGUCUUCAACCAAUGUGAUGUCAUCAACAGCUGAUACAACACCGUCUUCAGCAACUCCUUGGUCGGCUUCAACAGAAACACAACCGUCUUCAACAAAUGUGAUGUCAUCAACAGCGGAUACAACACCGUCUUCAUCAACACCUUGGUCGUCUUCAACAGAAACACAACCGUCUUCAACAAAUAUUAUGUCAUCAACAGCGGAUACAACACCGUCUUCAUCAACACCUUGGUCGUCUUCAACAGAAACACAACCGUCUUCAACCAGUGUGAUGUCAUCAACAGCGGAUACAACACCGUCUUCAUCAACUCCCUGGUCGUCUUCCUCAGGAACACAACCGUCUUCAACCGAUGUGAUGUCAUCAACAGCGGAUACAACACCGUCUUCAUCAACACCUUGGUCGUCUACAACAGAAACACAACCGUCUUCAACCAAUGUAAUGUCAUCAACAGCGGAUACAACACCGUCUUCAUCAACUCAUUGGUCGUCUUCAACUGAAACACAACCGUCUUCAACCAAUGUGAUGUCAUCAACAGCGGAUACAACACCGGCUUCAGCAACUCCUUGGUCUUCUUCCUCAGGAACACAACCGUCUUCAACCAAUGUGAUGUCAUCAACAGCGCAUACAACACCGUCUUCAUCAACACCUUGGUCGUCUUCCUCAGGAACACAACCGUCUUCAACCAAUGUGAUGUCAUCAACAGCGGAUACAACACCGUCUUCAUCAACUCCUUGGUCGUCUACAACAGAAACACAACCGUCUUCAACAAAUGUGAUGUCAUCAACAGCUGAUACAACACCUUCUUCAUCAAAUCCUUGGUCGUCUUCCUCAGGAACACAACCGUCUUCAACCAAUGUGAUGUCAUCAACAGCGGAUACAACACCGUCUUCAUCAACUCCCUGGUCGUCUUCCUCAGGAACACAACCGUCUUCAACCAAUGUGAUGUCAUCAACAGCGGAUACAACACCGUCUUCAUCAACACCUUGGUCGUCUACAACAGAAACACAACCGUCUUCAACCAAUGUGAUGUCAUCAACAGCGGAUACAACACCGUCUUCAUCAACUCAUUGGUCGUCUUCCUUAGGAACACAACCGUCUUCAACCAAUGUAAUGUCAUCAACAGCGGAUACAACACCGGCUUCAUCAACUCAUUGGUCGUCUUCAACUGAAACACAACCGUCUUCAACCAAUGUGAUGUCAUCAACAGCGGAUACAACACCGUCUUCAUCAACUCCGUGGACGUCUUCAACAGAAACACAACCGUCUUCAACCAAUAUGAUGUCAUCAACAGCGGAUUCAACACCGUCUUCAUCAACACCUUGGUCGUCUACAACAGAAACACAACCGUCUUCAACAAAUGUGAUGUCUUCAACAGCGGAUACAACACCGUCUUCAUCAACUCCUUGGUCGUCUUCCUCAGGAACACAACCGUCUUCAACCAAUAUGAUAUCAUCAACAGCGGAUACAACACCGUCUUCAUCAACACCUUGGUCGUCUACAACAGAAACACAACCGUCUUCAACCAAUGUGAUGUCAUCAACAGCUGAUACAACACCGUCUUCAUCAACUCCUUGGUCGUCUUCCUCAGGAACACAACCGUCUUCAACCAAUAUGAUGUCAUCAACAGCGGAUACAACACCGUCUUCAUCAACACCUUGGUCGUCUUCCUCAGGAACACAACAGUCUUCAACCAAUAUGAUGUCAUCAACAGCGGAUACAACACCGUCUUCAUCAACUCCUUGGUCGGCUUCAACAGAAACACAACCGUCUUCAACAAAUGUGAUGACAUCAACAGCGGAUACAACACCGUCUUCAUCAACACCUUGGUCGUCUUCCUCAGGAACACAACAGUCUUCAACAAAUAUGAUGUCAUCAACAGCUGAUACAACACCGUCUUCAUCAACACCUUGGUCGACUUCAACAGAAACACAAACACAACCGUCUUCAACUAAUGAGAUGUCAUCAACAGCGGAUACAACACCGUCUUCAUCAACACCUUGGUCGUCUUCAACAGAAACACAACCGUCUUCAACCAAUGUGAUGUCAUCAACAGCGGAUACAACACCGUCUUCAUCAACUCCUUGGUCGUCUUCAACAGAAACACAACCGUCUUCAACCAAUGUGAUGUCAUCAACAGCGGAUACAACACCGUCUUCAUCAACACCUUGGUCGUCUUCAACUGAAACACAACCGUCUUCAACCAAUGUGAUGUCAUCAACAGCGGAUACAACACCGUCUUCAUCAACUCCUUGGUCGUCUUCCUCAGUAACACAACCGUCUUCAACCAAUAUGAUGUCAUCAACAGCGGAUUCAACACCGUCUUCAUCAACACCUUGGUCGUCUUCAACUGAAACACAACCGUCUUCAACCAAUGUGAUGUCAUCAACAGCGGAUACAACACCGUCUUCAUCAACUCCUUGGUCGUCUUCCUCAGUAACACAACCGUCUUCAACCAAUAUGAUGUCAUCAACAGCGGAUACAACACCGUCUUCAUCAACACCUUGGUCGUCUUCCUCAGGAACACAACAGUCUUCAACCAAUGCGAUGUCAUCAACAGCGGAUACAACACCGUCUUUAUCAACUCCUUGGUCGGCUUCAACAGAAACACAACCGUCUUCAACAAAUGUGAUGACAUCAACAGCGGAUACAACACCGUCUUCAUCAACACCUUGGUCGUCUUCCUCAGGAACACAACAGUCUUCAACAAAUAUGAUGUCAUCAACAGCUGAUACAACACCGUCUUCAUCAACACCUUGGUCGACUUCAACAGAAACACAAACACAACCGUCUUCAACUAAUGUGAUGUCAUCAACAGCGGAUUCAACACCGUCUUCAUCAACACCUUGGUCGUCUUCAACUGAAACACAACCGUCUUCAACCAAUAUGAUGUCAUCAACAGCGGAUACAACACCGUCUUCAUCAACUCCUUGGUCGUCUUCAACAGAAACACAACCGUCUUCAACCAAUGUGAUGUCAUCAACAGCGGAUACAACACCGUCUUCAUCAACACCUUGGUCGUCUUCAACUGAAACACAACCGUCUUCAACCAAUGUGUUGUCAUCAACAGCGAAUACAACACCGUCUUCAUCAACACCUUGGUCGUCAUCAACAGAAACACAUCCGUCUUCAACCAAUGUGAUGUCAUCAACAGCGGAUACAACACCGUCUUCAUCAACACCUUGGUCGUCUUCAACAGAAACACAACCGUCUUCAACCAAUGUGAUGUCAUCAACAGCUGAUACAACACCGUCUUCAUCAACACCUUGGUCGUCUUCCUCAGGAACACAACCGUCUUCAACCAAUGUGAUGUCAUCAACAGCGGAUACAACACCGUCUUCAUCAACACCUUGGUCGUCUACAACAGAAACACAACCGUCUUCAACCAAUGUGAUGUCAUCAACAGCGGAUACAACACCGUCUUCAUCAACACCUUGGUCGUCCACAACAGAAACACAACCGUCUUCAACCAAUGUGAUGUCAUCAACAGCGGAUACAACACCGUCUUCAUCAACACCUUGGUCGUCUUCCUCAGGAACACAACCAUCUUCAACAAAUGUGAUGUCAUCAACAGCUGAUACAACACCAUCUUUACCAUCAACCACUUCCGCUACAAUCCCAUCAUCCACUACUUCAUCUAUCCCAUCAGCCACUUCCGCUACAAUCCCAUCAUCCACUACUUCUUCUAUACCAUCAUCCACUUCCGCGACAGUCCCUUCUACAACUACCACUACAAUCCCAUCAACCACUACCGCUACAGUCCCUUCCAUAACUACCACUACAAUCCCAUCAACCACUUCCGCUACAGUCCCUUCCACAACUACCACUACAAUCCCAUCAACCACUUCUGCUACAGUCCCUUCCACAACUACCACUACAAUCCUAUCAACCACUUCCGCUACAGUCCCUUCCACAACUUCCACUACAAUUCCAUCAACCACUUCCGCUACAGUCCCUUCCACAACUACCACUACAAUCCCAUCAACCACUUCCGCUACAGUCCCUUCCACAACUACCACUACAAUCCCAUCAACUACUUCCGCUACAGUCCCUUCCACAACUACCACUACAAUCCCAUCAACCACUUCCGCUACAGUCCCUUCAUCAACUACCACUACAAUCCCAUCAACCACUUCCGCUACAGUCCCUUCAUCAACUACCACUACAAUCCCAUCAACCACUUCCGCUACAGUCCCUUCCACAACUACCACUACUAUCCCAUCAACCACUUCCGCUACAGUCCCUUCCACAACUACCACUACAAUCCCAUCAACCACUUCCGCUACAGUCCCUUCCACAACUACCACUACAAUCCCAUCAACCACUUCCGCUACAGUCCCUUCCACAACUACCACUACAAUCCCAUCAACCACUUCCGCUACAGUCCCUUCCACAACUACCACUACAAUCCCAUCGACUACUUCCGCUACAGUCCCUUCCACAACUACCACUACAAUCCCAUCAACCACUUCCGUUACAGUCCCUUCCACAACUACCACUACAAUCCCAUCGACCACUUCCGCUACAGUCCCUUCCACAACUACCACUACAAUUCCAUCAACCACUUCCGCUACAGUCCCUUCCACAACUACCACUACUAUCCCAUCAACCACUUCCGCUACAGUCCCUUCCACAACUACCACUACAAUCCCAUCAACCACUUCCGUUACAGUCCCUUCCACAACUACCACUACAAUCCCAUCAACCACUUCCGCUACAGUCCCUUCCACAACUACCACUACAAUUCCAUCAACCACUUCCGCUACAGUCCCUUCCACAACUACCACUACAAUCCCAUCAACCACUUCCGCUACAGUCCCUUCCACAACUACCACUACAAUCCCAUCAACCACAUCCGUUACUGUCCCUUCCACAACUACCACUACAAUCCCAUCGACCACUUCCGCUACAGUCCCUUCCACAACUACCACUACAAUUCCAUCAACCACUUCCGCUACAGUCCCUUCCACAACUACCACUACUAUCCCAUCAACCACUUCCGCUACAGUCCCUUCCACAACUACCACUACAAUCCCAUCAACCACUUCCGUUACAGUCCCUUCCACAACUACCACUACAAUCCCAUCAACCACUUCCGCUACAGUCCCUUCCACAACUACCACUACAAUUCCAUCAACCACUUCCGCUACAGUCCCUUCCACAACUACCACUACAAUCCCAUCAACCACUUCCGCUACAGUCCCUUCCACAACUACCACUACAAUCCCAUCAACCACAUCCGUUACUGUCCCUUCCACAACUACCACUAUAAUCCCAUCAACUACUUCCGCUACAGUCCCUUCCACAACUUCCACUACAGUCCCAUCCACAACUACCACUACAAUCCCGCCAACUACCACUUCAACUACAACACUACCCACUACAACAACGACCGUCACACCUCCCACUGUUCGGCUAGUAGAUGGAUACUCAGCCCUUUCUGGUCGUGUGGAAGUGAUCAAAAACAACACGUGGGGUACAGUGUGUGACAACGGCUGGGAUAACAACGACGCUAAAGUUGUCUGUGGGGCAUUGGGUUACAAUUCUGGAGCCGCUCUCAAACACGCUGUUUUCGGAGAAGGAAGUGGUGUGGUGUGGAUGUCUGACGUUAACUGCACUGGAAACGAACUUUUUAUAGAAAACUGUAACUUCAAUGGUUGGGGAGCUUCAUGCAACCACAGUCAAGAUGCGGGAGUUAUUUGCUAUGACGAAGCUGGCACAAGCGACCUUACAGUUAGGCUCGGGGAUUCGGAUCGCGUUGAGGUGUACUACAGCGGCCAAUGGGGCUACAUUGGCGGAUCGUCCUGGGGCGAUGACGAUGCAAAUGUCGUCUGUACCAUGCUAAACUUCAAUUCGGGGACGGCGCACACGUUUGAUCACUUUCACGGACUGAACAACCGGACCCAGCCGACAUGGAUGGACAACGUUCAGUGCGUUGGAUCAGAGUCCUCCAUUGUAAACUGUCCGUUUGACGGAUGGGGUGUGAUCGUUUCUGCUUAUAACGAAACCUACCAGAAUACAGCGGCAGUCACGUGCUCUUCUGAGCCGGACCUUAGUAAUGGCGCUACCAAUAUGAAAUUCGCUCCGAUUUGGGACAAAAUACUUCUUGGAUUUUUCAUUUUGUUUUACUCCACACCAUCGAGACUGAUUUUGUAA
Molecule: messenger RNA, 6906 nt
Organism: Ylistrum balloti
Lineage: Eukaryota; Metazoa; Mollusca; Bivalvia; Pectinida; Pectinidae
Product: mucin-2-like
Exons: 5
Coding region: 1-6906 (2301 amino acids)
Cellular component (GO): membrane
Source: RefSeq, a predicted model, not a curated record